Carica papaya (papaya) is the source of this 899-nucleotide messenger RNA. NCBI's taxonomy places the organism in Eukaryota, Viridiplantae, Streptophyta, Magnoliopsida, Brassicales, Caricaceae. The record is from RefSeq and is a predicted model, not a curated record.
AUGUGGCUCCUUAUCGAGCUCAAAUUCUCUAUCUGCAACGUUAGUCAUCAAGAUCCUUGCCAAAACUCUCCGUCACCAUCGUUACAGGUGGAGACCUGUGAUUCCCAGGCCCAGAUCAGGGGACUGUCAAAAUCACAGGUUAUUGCAUCACAUCAAAAUUUGCAGCAACAAGGAAACAAAAGUAUUACAAGUGGAAAAUCUCAUGUCUUGUCCAACGUGAUCAUAUCUAAAGGAGUGGCGAGCUGGGAUGAAUUUAGGUACGGAUUUCCAUCGGAUGGCUUAAUAACUUGUAAGAACAAAUGGUGGGGUAGCAGCAGUGCUGACCACGAAGAUGGAGCUGAGACCGGCAAAAAAGACAAAGAUCAAUCUCAAGACCAAGAAAAUGAGGACAGUGUUGGCAAUUCUACGACAUGUGGAAAUAAGAAACAUGAAGAGAGCAGCAUCACUGGUUCAAAAAUAUCUGGUGGCCUGAAAGCCAUUAGAAAGAGAGUCGCGGAAGAAGGACGAGAAGUUCUUAAACUCGGUGUAUAUCAAGGCCAAGGAUUGAAGAAACUAGGCAGGAGAGAGAAGGGACUGCUUCUUCGGAUAUUCAAAACUUCAUUGCCAGAAGAGUGGAUAUGUAGCUCCCCAGAAGUUACAUCGUUGACAUGCGAGGGCAACAAUGUAAAGGAUCAAGCUCCAAGUGCUUUGUUGUAAUUUUCGAUAUUUUCAGUUCCAUUUUCUGAGUUAUCCAAACAAAAUUCAAUUGGGAAAAACUCCCUGUUGUGGAUCAGAAUUUGUAUAUCUGUUGUAAGAGAAUCCUGAACUAAAUAUGACCCAAAGUAGAAAUUUUAGCCACCUCAGGGUACAUGAAUAUGUCAAAACUUGAAAGAUAUUUCUUACACCAUAACUAUUUGUCA